This is a messenger RNA of Phodopus roborovskii (desert hamster), 2939 nucleotides long. It is a transcript of the gene Ehhadh, whose product is annotated as enoyl-CoA hydratase and 3-hydroxyacyl CoA dehydrogenase. Gene Ontology annotation, biological process: fatty acid beta-oxidation. Lineage: Eukaryota; Metazoa; Chordata; Mammalia; Rodentia; Cricetidae. The record is from RefSeq and is a predicted model, not a curated record. The transcript is spliced from 7 exons. Gene Ontology annotation, cellular component: peroxisome. Gene Ontology annotation, molecular function: NAD+ binding; (3S)-3-hydroxyacyl-CoA dehydrogenase (NAD+) activity. The coding region runs from base 51 to 2219 and encodes 722 amino acids.
AGGAGCUCCGGGCUGUCCCAGACGUCAGAGGUGCAGGAUACCUUGAGAAAAUGGCUGAGUAUCUGAGGCUGCCUCACUCCCUGGCGCUGAUACGCCUCCGCAACCCUCCGGUCAAUGCCAUCAGCCCAGCUGUUCUCAGCGGAAUAAGAGAGGGCCUUCAGAAAGCCGGGUCAGACUACACGAUUAAAGCCAUAGUGAUCUGUGGAGCAAAUGGCAGCUUCUGUGCAGGUGCUGAUAUUCACAGCUUCAGCUCUCCAUCUCCUGGCCUCCGACUGGGGGAGGUGGUGGACGAAAUGCAGAGAUGCAAGAAGCCGGUGGUGGCUGCUAUCCAAGGGGUAGCUCUUGGAGGGGGACUGGAGCUGGCGUUGGGCUGUCACUAUCGGAUUGCCAAUGCUCAGGCUCGUGUUGGCUUUCCAGAGGUCACGCUGGGGAUUCUUCCUGGUGCCAGAGGGACCCAGCUUCUCCCCAGACUUAUUGGGGUCCCUAUUGCCCUCGACUUAAUUACCUCAGGAAGACAUAUUUUAGCAGGUGAAGCACUCAAGUUUGGUAUCCUGGAUGCAGUUGUGACAUCAGACCCAGUUGAAGAAGCUGUCAGAUUUGCCCAGAAGAUUAUGGAUAAACCUCUAGAACCCCGCAGACUCUUCAAUAAGCCAGUUCCAAGCUUGCCCAACAUGGACAGUAUUUUUGCAGAAGCCAUCGCCAAGGUACGAAAGCAGUUCCCGGGCCGGCUGGCUCCAGAGACUUGUGUCCGCUCAGUCCAGGCCUCUGUGAAGCAUCCCUAUGAAGUGGGCAUUAAGGAAGAAGAAAAGCUGUUUAUGUACCUUCGGGCAUCAGGACAAGCUAGAGCCCUGCAGUAUGCCUUUUUUGCUGAAAAGUCUACAAAUAAGUGGUCAACUCCCUCUGGAGCAUCUUGGAAAACAGCAUCUGCUCAACCAGUCUCCUCAGUUGGUGUUCUUGGUUUGGGGACAAUGGGGCGAGGCAUUGCCAUUACUUUUGUAAGGGCUGGGAUCCCCGUGGUUGCUGUAGAGUCGGACCUGAAACAGUUGGAUGUUGCAAGGAAGAUGAUUACUGCCAUCUUGGAAAAGGAAGCAUCCAAAAUGCAGCCGAGUGGCCACGCUUUGGCAGGACCCAAGCUUAGGUUCUCCUCAUCCACAAAAGAGCUGUCAAGUGUGGAUCUAGUGGUUGAGGCUGUGUUUGAAGAUAUGAAUCUGAAGAAACAGGUCUUUGCUGAACUGUCAGCCCUGUGCAAGCCAGGAGCCUUUCUGUGCACCAAUACUUCAGCCCUGAACGUGGAUGAGAUUGCCUCUGCCACAGACCGCCCUCAGCUGGUGAUUGGCACCCACUUUUUCUCACCAGCUCAUGUCAUGAAGUUGCUAGAGGUUAUUCCAAGCCGAUACUCUUCCCCUGCUACCAUUGCCACUGUUAUGAACUUAUCAAAAAAGAUUGGAAAGAUCGGGGUCGUUGUAGGCAACUGCCAUGGAUUUGUUGGGAAUCGAAUGCUGAUUCCCUAUUACAAUCAGGCAUACUUCCUGUUAGAGGAAGGCAGUAAACCAGAGCAUAUAGAUGGGGUCUUAGAAGAGUUUGGUUUUAGAAUGGGACCCUUUAGAGUGUCUGACCUGGCAGGGCUAGAUGUGGGUUGGAAAAUUCGUAAAGGUCAAGGCCUUACUGGACCUUCAUUGCCACCAGGAACGCCUGCCCGUAAGCGAGGUAAUAACAGAUACUCCCCACUUUCUGAUCUGCUCUGUGAGUAUGGGCGAUUUGGUCAGAAAACAGGUAAGGGUUGGUACCAAUAUGACAAACCAUUGGGUCGGGUUUACAAACCUGAUCCCUGGCUUUCCACAUUCCUGUCACAGUAUAGAGCAACCCAUCACAUUGAGCAGCACUCCAUCAGCAAGGAGGAGAUCCUGGAGCGUUGCUUGUAUGCCCUUAUCAAUGAGGCAUUCCGCAUCUUAGAGGAGGGGAUGGCUGCCAGCCCAGAGCACAUCGAUGUCAUUUACUUGCAUGGGUAUGGGUGGCCAAGGCACGUGGGUGGGCCCAUGUUCUAUGCUGCCUCAGUUGGCUUGCCUACAAUUCUAGAGAAAUUGCAGAAAUAUUACAAACAAAACCCUGACAUCCCACAACUGGAGCCUAGUGACUACCUGAGAAAGCUGGUUGCACAGGGAAACCCUCCUUUGAAAGAAUGGCAAAGCUUGGCAGGACCCCACUUCAGUAAACUGUGAUUUAGCCUUUUGCAUUUUGCCACCCAUAUUGGUAUCUAAUUUCAUUGUGAUUCGCUCCUAAAAUCCAAAGAGAUUAAUUUGAGGAACAAAUGAUGAUGAUAACAGUCUGCAAAAGCUUUUCUCUAUAUUUCUACCUCAUGCUGCAUUGGUGAGAUUUUAGGAAUGUGUUUGUUUUCUAUACCUCUGAAUGUACUUCUAUCAGAAAAGUUCAGUGAAUAUGUACAUACUACUAAAACAGUUCCAAUUUGGCUUUUUGGCUUGUAUAACAAAAAUUUGUACAAAAUGUUGAUAGUAGAAUUAUUCAUAAUAACCCCAAAUUGACAACCCAGAUUGCCCUAGCAGAUCAACAAAAAGUGGCAUAUAAAUGCAGUUGACAAUUUCCAGCCAUGUGAAAUAAUUGACACAUGUUAUAACAUGAUGCUGAGUGACAGGAGGCAGGCAGAAAAGGCCACAUGUCAUUUGGAUAUGGAUAUGAAAUUACAGAAUAUACAGCUUUAUGGACAGAUGGUAGAUGAGUGAUCCAAGACUGUAAUUGUUAGAAGUUAAAAUUACUGCUGAUGGAUAUACAAUAUCUUUGGGGGUCCAUAUUUUUUUCUAAAAUUACUUUAGUGGUGAUUCUGUAGUGCUACAUAUAUAUCAAAAUAUGAUGAGCCAAAGGGUUCCAAUGAACUAUGUUGCAUAUAUAUUAUAUAUCUCAAUAAAGUUAAUAAAAUUAAUGGA